AUGGCCAUGAAACACCACCAGCCUGAAUAUUUCUCCAUCCAUGGUAUUAGGUACCAUGUUCGUGUUGUUAAUGGCUUCACAAACAACUCCUCUCUCCCACUCAUCAUAUGGUGUGCCUCACAAGAUGGUGAUAUAGGUGGUCGAGCACUCCAAGAAGGAGACGACUUCAGUUGGAACACCAGACAUAGUUUUUGGACAUCGACGCCUGCUUUCUCUUGUACUAUGAAAUGGGAUCAAAUAAGGAAGAAGUUUAAAGCCUUUCAGAUACACCGAGACAGAUCGAGGUGUGGAGUUUCCAGGAAAUGUUUGUGGUUGGUUAGAGAAGAUGGUUUCUAUUUUAGCAACGACGAGUAUAAUUGGGUUAAGGAUUUUUCUUGGUCAUAA
Lactuca saligna is the source of this 384-nucleotide messenger RNA. Lineage: Eukaryota; Viridiplantae; Streptophyta; Magnoliopsida; Asterales; Asteraceae. The record is from the annotation of a GenBank genome assembly.